GACAGCGACGGGACGCCGGUCCACUGGCCGCCCGUCUCGUGGCCGCCAGCCCCUCCACGUGCUGGCCGACCCCUCAAAACGCCCGCUGCGGCGGGCACGCACCAACAAACACCCCGAGAGCAGCCAUUUCCAGAGCCCGUCCGUGACACCAGCAUCCAGCAGGCAGCAGCAUCUCUCUCGUCUCGUGACGCCCGGAGCAGACAGCAGAGGCAUGGACACCGCGGUGGAGCUGGAGCUGGAGCAGAAGCCGGCGGUGGGUUACUGGAGCGUGGUGGGCGCCCGGCCCUGCGACGCGUGCGCCGCGGAGCCGGCGCGGCUGCACUGCCGCGAGGACGGCGCGUUCCUGUGCCCCGGCUGCGACGCCCGGGCGCACGGCGCCGGGUCCCGCCACGCGCGCGUCUGGCUGUGCGAGGUCUGCGAGCACGCCCCCGCCGCCGUCACCUGCCGCGCCGACGCCGCCGCGCUCUGCGCCGCCUGCGACGCCGACAUCCACUCGGCCAACCCGCUCGCGCGCCGCCACGAGCGCCUCCCCGUCGCGCCCUUCUUCGGCGCGCUCGCUGACGCGCCCCAGCCCUUCCCGUCCCCGGCCUUCGCCGCCGCUGCCGCAGCGGGGGGCCAGGCUCAGGGGGAAGCCGCGGCGGCGGACAACGACGACGACGACGGGAGCAACGAGGCCGAGGCGGCGUCGUGGCUGCUCGCCGAGCCCGACAACAGCCACGAGGACAGCGCCGCCGCCACCGCCGCCGACACGUUGUUCGCGGAAUCGGACGCGUACCUCGGCGUCGACCUGGACUUCGCCCGGUGCAUGGACGGCGUCAAGGCCAUCGGCGUGCCGGUCGCGCCGCCCGAGCUGGACAUCGCUGCCGGCAGCUUUUUCUACCCCGAACACUCCAUGAACCACAGUUUGUCGUCGUCGGAGGUGGCGGUGGUGCCGGACGCGCAGGCGGCCGGCGUGCCGGCGGUGGUGAGCAGGGGGAAGGAGCGGGAGGCGCGGCUGAUGCGGUACCGUGAGAAGCGCAAGAACCGCCGGUUCGACAAGACCAUCCGCUACGCGUCCCGCAAGGCGUACGCCGAGACGCGGCCGCGCAUCAAGGGCCGCUUCGCCAAGCGCUGCUCCGCGGAGGCCGACGACGACGCGCUGGAGCACGACGAAGGCGCGUGCUUCUCGCCCGCGGGGUCGGCGCACGCGGCGUCGGACGGCGUCGUCCCGUCCUUCUGUUGAGGAGGAAAGAAGACGGCGAACCCCGGCAGACGGCGGCCUUCCCCGCCUGCCUGCCCGGCGGCGACGACGGCUCCUUAGUUUUGCCAACUCUGUCGACUCUGAACCUUUUUUUUUUUGGUCUCUCCUCCCUCUCUCUUUUGAUCGAGGGGUUGCUAGCUCUGGAUCUGAAACUCCGAAUGCAUGGGACGCGAGCUCCGUGUAGCAUGAAUAACUGUGUAGUUGUUCGAUGGACGAAUCAAUGGCGUUCGCAUGGAAUUCUCCUCUUGUAAUCCUCUCGGUCCUCACCGUCACUGUAAUCCACCCUUGUAUAUGACCAUCUAGAGUUGUUUCUUUUCCAUGGAUGCAUCUGCUACCUGAAAAAUUUGCUGUU
This is a messenger RNA of Sorghum bicolor (sorghum), 1592 nucleotides long. RefSeq names its product zinc finger protein CONSTANS-LIKE 3. The record is from RefSeq and is a predicted model, not a curated record. Gene Ontology annotation, cellular component: nucleus. Gene Ontology annotation, biological process: regulation of photoperiodism, flowering; regulation of flower development. The transcript has 2 exons. Gene Ontology annotation, molecular function: protein binding; zinc ion binding. Lineage: Eukaryota; Viridiplantae; Streptophyta; Magnoliopsida; Poales; Poaceae. The coding region runs from base 212 to 1222 and encodes 336 amino acids.